AUCUUGUUGACCAUCAGUGUAAUAAUCAUAUACUAAUAAAUCAUAUACUAUCAGGUACAGGCUCUUAUCAUUGCAGACUAAGCUCUUUUGUUCUAUAAAUUGGUUAAUACACAAUGCACUGAUGUUCUGAAGAGUGAAGUUCUCAUGGCGUCUCUCCAUACAUUGCUGAUUCUGUGUGUAUGUGCCACAGCCCUGUGUUUGCCAACAUCUUCAUUGACAGGCAAUACAGAGAUUGAUGUGGAUAAUGGAAAAGACCAGGAUAUAUUUGAUAUAAAUGAAGCGGCAGGACUUGACCUGGUGGAAGGAGACAUUCUGUUAAAUGAGGGAGAAGGCAGAAACGCUAUUCUGGGUGAAGAGUAUCGCUGGCCGACCACUGUGCCAUAUGUCCUAGACAGCAGCCUUGAAAUCAAUGCCAAAGGUGUGAUACUGAAAUCAUUUGAGCAAUACAGACUCAAGACCUGUAUUGACUUCAAAGCCUGGGAUGGAGAGCCAAACUACAUUUUCGUAUUUAAAGGCAGUGGAUGUUUCUCAAAGGUGGGGAAUCGAAAGAUGGGGAAACAAGAGUUGUCAAUUGGUGCAAACUGUGACCGUUUAGGAACAGUGGAGCACGAGUUUCUGCAUGCGCUGGGUUUUUGGCACGAGCAGUCCCGAUCUGACAGAGACGACUACGUCACCAUCAUGUGGGACCAGAUUAAAGAGGGUAAAGAGCACAACUUUAAUUCAUAUGAUGAAACGGUGUCAAGCUCUCUCGGUGUGCCCUAUGAUUAUGGUUCAGUCAUGCACUACAGUAAGACAUCCUUCAGCAAAGGUAGUGAGCCAACCAUCGUUACCAAAAUACCAGAAUUCUUGGAUGUGAUUGGUCAACGCAUGGAGUUUAGUGACAGUGACCUGCUCAAGCUGAACCGGCUAUACAAUUGUUCUACAGCCUCAACUUUUCUGGACUCUUGCCAGUUUGAGGAGCCGAAUAUCUGUGGUAUGAUCCAGGGUGAUGGUGGAAAUGCCAAGUGGGCUCGUGUACAAAGGGUAGAGGGCGGUCCACAGACGGACUACACCAACCUGGGUCAAUGUCAAGGUAUAAACACCCCUAAUCACAAAAGCAGGAUUCAUCCUAGUUUUGCAUUUAUUUACAAUGAAAAGUGCCAUUUUUGAGCCACAUGAUCGCUGGAAAUAAAACUUCAUGCAAAUGAGAAGUGAACUUCGCAAUCGUGUUUCCUUUUACGCAACUUCGUGCUGGGUGGCCCUGCCUAUUGUGAAAUCUCAUUGGCCCUAAAUCCACAUAACCUCAAAUAUAUUUGGUUGUGAUGCAUCCAAAAAUCGCACACCGUUUAGUAUGUAAAACAUUUGACUGGAAACUGUUAAGAAAUGAUUUUCUUAUUUUUCUCUGUAUGAAAUUUGGAGAUACUACAUCCACUCCCUUACCACUGUCACUUCACAGCCAUUCACAAAUCUUCUCCUGUGGCCCCAUGGGAUAGUAAAGUUUCAUCAAACUUUUACUGUAAAUUCAGACACACUACUUUUUUCACAUUGUUUUCAUCUACUACGUAGUAGGGAAGUAGGCAUAUUCAGACAGAAGGAUAGAGUCACAUCAAGCAGGAGUGUCAUGUGUGCAAUACUGAACUUUUUCACAAAGCUAAUAUUUUAGCAAAAUUUACACCAACUGCAAAAGAAAAAAAAAACUGCUAUUGCAUUUCCAUUACUUUACAAAUGAGGAAACUAAAUACAGAGAGAUAAGUAUACAGAGAAAUGUCAAACUUUAUAGUCACUUUCUCAGCACCGUAUUAGAAACUUCCUCACAAAUCGCAGAGUUGACUAUUAUUUGCAUUUGUUUGCCAAGGUAAUUUAACUCAAAGUAUAGUGUUAUGAACGUACAUUAUUAUAUGAUUUUUUUUUUUUAAGAUUUUUUUUUUUUCCCCAAUUAAUUUUAUUUAACUAUUGUGACCCUAUUGUGAAAAUGUGUCAUUGCAGUCUUACCGCAUCAUACCACGUUAGGCCAAAGACUCUCUUAAAGGGAUAGUUCACCCAAAAAUGAAAAUCCUGUCAUUAAUUACUCACCCUCAUGUUGUUCCAAACCCGUAAGGCCUUUGUCCAUCGCUGGAACACAAAUUAAGACAUUUUUGAUGAAAUCCAAGAGUUUUCUGAUCCUGUAUAGACAGCAACUUAAUAACCAUGUUCAGGGCCCAGAAAGAUAGUAAGGACAUUGUUAAAAUAGUCCAUGUUCUCUUAGUUCACAGUCUGUAUUUUCUGAUUGCAAGUCAUCCUCUCUGUUGAAAUCAGACAAUCUGGCAUUAUACCUGUAAGUGAAGUUGUAACAUUACCAGUAAAUUGCCGGAAUGAUGCUGUGUGUGAACGCAGAAUGAAGAUUACCGUUAUGAGCAUGUACGAGCUCAGAACGCACUGAUCUGGGCCAGUCUACAGCCAUUGAAAUUCAGUGGCUCUGGGCCAAUCAUAACAUUCUGACGCAAAUUAAGCAUUUACUCCAUGCUGUGUAGCUCAGUUUGAAGUCAUCUAAUUCGAUGUCUCUGGACCAAAAUGCUGCAUGAAUGGGAAUGUUUGACACAAAAAUGAAAACAUCAACAAAAACG
Onychostoma macrolepis is the source of this 2582-nucleotide messenger RNA. Its product is annotated as meprin A subunit beta-like. Gene Ontology annotation, cellular component: membrane. The transcript is spliced from 9 exons. Lineage: Eukaryota; Metazoa; Chordata; Actinopteri; Cypriniformes; Cyprinidae. Gene Ontology annotation, biological process: proteolysis. The record is from RefSeq and is a predicted model, not a curated record. The coding region runs from base 145 to 1149 and encodes 334 amino acids. Gene Ontology annotation, molecular function: zinc ion binding; metalloendopeptidase activity.